UUUACUACACAGAUGAAGAAAAGUUUUUUGUCUUGUAGCUGGCGACUGGGGCUGUUUUAUGUUUUUCUUUUUGCCUCUGUUCACAUGUCAAGCCCACAUCUGAAAAGUCAAAACGGCCCAAACAAACAAAAAAACAAACAAACAAAGCCCACAUAACAAGCCAUUACGUGCUACAUUGUAGUCCAAGUAGAAAGGACAAAAAAUGAGCCUAAUCUGUUUCGGGCGACGUCAGCCGACUGAUACUUGGCCAAGUCUCAGUCGACUUAGACUUAGACAGACCCUUUGGCAAAGAGUAAAUCUUGAGUUCCACGAGCGCAAUAAGUUUAAACCAUACCAAAUGGAGAGCAAACGUAGGUGGGUCUCUCUGGGCAAGCGUUGAAGGGUGAUACAACAAGAGUUUGAUACAACAAGAGUUUGUACGCAGACGAGAAAAUGAUCGACACAUUGAACGCACGUUCAACCCAUUUGCAAAUCGGACGAGCCGAUUUGAACAAACAAAAAUCAGACAAAGUGUAAGUUCGUUUUGGUCGCCCUGGUUGGUGUUGCUCUAAGAAAACAACCAAAAAGAACCACCUCAUUGUAAAAUGCUCAAAUAUAAGCCGUAGACAAAAGAAGCUUUCACAAAGGCUGCAGUUGGUUUGCCCUCACCUCACCUACAAGAAGGCCAAAAACAUCCAUCAUGCAUCCUCUAGCGCCAAAAACAGCGAAGUUGCACAAAGCGUCGCCUCAUCAUACCACCCACACAUCCCCUUCUAUCUCCGAUCGAUCGAUCGCUCAGUGAUCACACGCGCCACGCUCUCACUCGGCCACUGCAGCCGCCUCUCUCAAGCCAACCAAGGAAACCACCGCGCGUGAACCUGCGGACGCACACCGCGAGAGUGAGAGAUGCAUCCACUCAACCGCUCUCUCCUCCUCCUCUACGCGGCGGCCGCCGCCGUGUUCUUGCUGUGCUCGCCGGCAUACUGCGCCAUCGCGGCAUUGCCGGAUCCGGCGCCCCUCGACCCGGCUGGCCUGUUCAUGCCCUCGGCCACGCCGGCGCAGCCUGGUUCCGCCACGAUCCCGGCGUUCCCGGAGCAGUCGGACGCCGUGUCCGGGGCCUCCUCCACGUGCCCGCUCGACCCCUCCCCGCGGCUCCUCCCGGCCGUGGUGUCGUCCUGCGACGCCGACGGCGCGCUGCCCUCCAGGCUGCGGUGCUGCCCCGCGCUGGCCGCGUGGCUGUUCGCCGCCUACGCGCCCACCGCGCUCGCGGGGAGGCCGGCCCGGCCGGUUUCAGCGGCGCCCGUGGACAUGCCCGUGCCGCCGGACGACUCGGAGGCGUGCGCUGGCGCCGCGGACCGCGCGCUGCGGUCCGAGGGGGCGGCGCUGCCGCGCCCGCCGGGGGCCAACGGGACGUGCGACGUGGCCUUCUGCUACUGCGGGGUGAGGCUUAGGCGGCUGACGUGCGGGCCCCAGCCGACGGGUGUCGGCCAGUGGGCCCCGGCGGAAUCGGCGGCGAGGAGGCUGAAGAGGGACUGCGCGCGGCCGGGCGUCCCCGGCUGCUCCAAGUGCCUCCAUGCUCUUUCCACGAUAAAGGCCGGAUCCGGCGGCGCGGUGGCGGCGUCGGGGAAGCUGCAGGCGGCCGCGUCGAGCGAGCGGGACUGCCAGCUCCUGGGCCUCAUGUGGCUGCUGCAGCGCAACGCCACGCGGUACGGCGAGGCGGCCACGGCCGUGAUCCGGGCGCUGAUGGCCGCGGACGAGGCGUCCGCCGUGGGCGCCGCGGCAGUGGCGGGGCCGGCCGCCUGCUCGCUAGCCGUGGACGACAUGCCAUUCGCGGCCGAGUACGGAAGGCUCGGCGGGGCCGGCGGGCGGCCACCUGCCAUCCGCCGCUUCCACCUCAUCCUGCUCGCCGUGUACUGCGUGGCCUGCUUGCUGUAGCACUGCGCGCUCGUGGUCGGGUUUAAAUUUGUUAUCAUACGGUUGUGUCCACCUGUAUGACACGGUGCGUUUGCGUGAGAGCGAGUGGUGCACGGGAAAUUCCAUGGCUCGUUUUUUUUUCCGGGGUAAAGGAGUUUUAUUACUGGAUAAUAGUGUUACAAUCAAGAGGCCAUAGCUCCUCAAUACAAGAUGGAGCCGAAGUUAACCAUA
Hordeum vulgare subsp. vulgare (domesticated barley) is the source of this 2124-nucleotide messenger RNA. RefSeq lists its product as uncharacterized. The record is from RefSeq and is a predicted model, not a curated record. The transcript has 2 exons. NCBI's taxonomy places the organism in Eukaryota, Viridiplantae, Streptophyta, Magnoliopsida, Poales, Poaceae. Bases 886 to 1914 code for a protein of 342 amino acids.